Molecule: messenger RNA, 522 nt
Organism: Closterium sp. NIES-65
Lineage: Eukaryota; Viridiplantae; Streptophyta; Zygnematophyceae; Desmidiales; Closteriaceae
Source: the annotation of a GenBank genome assembly
AUGGCUGCCUUUGUGAGCUCUCUCGCGCUCUCCGCCUCCGCGGCUCCCCGCGCUGCCGUCCGCUGCUCCGCUGCGGAACCCGCUCCGUCCAGCCAGGCCGCUCCCGCUCAGGUCCGCGUAGCGUCGUCGGGCCUUCCGUCCUUCGCGAGGGUGUCGGCGGAGAAUGCUGCGACGGCGAUUGACCCGUCUGCGACGUUCGCGAACGUGAUGUGGGCGAAGACGUACAACACGCAGAUUCUGGUGGGCGAGAGCGAGAGCACGGAAUCGGUCGUGCGACGGUUUAAGAAGAUUUGCAUGGAGGCGAACAUCGUGAACGAGUGUCGCAGGCGACGCUUCUUCGAGACGCAGCAGGACAUCGUCAAGCGCAAGCAGAAGGACGCCGCCAGGCAACGCAAGCGAUUCUCGCGUGCCUCCUCCGGCCCGCGUCCCUUCUUCACGCGUGACCCGGCGGCGGCCAGCAAGGCAGCAGCCACCUCCAAUGACGAUGAUGAUGACUUCUGGGAUGCCAAGGUCGAGCUGUAG